GCUUUGGCCAAUUUCGAGGAUUAUGGUGCCUUCAUCUUGAUAAAUGGUGUCUACGAUCUCAUUUGACAUGCAAUCAAAACCAUUCGAGUAAUUUUUGCUCGAGGAUCAAUACAAAAUUACAAUCAAAACUAGAAGUGUGAAAAAUAAAAUUUGAAAAAAUAAAUAAAUCGUAUUCUUAUGGAGCCUUGAUAUUCAUAAACGGGGCCUGCAAUCUCAUUUUGAUACUUAUUUGUUUAUUUACGAUUCCCACUGUCCCAUUCCCAGGGACUGAGGGAGUAUUAUUAUUUCUGGUAUGUUUUACAAACACCAAAAAAAAAAUAAAAAAAAAAAAGAAGAAGAAGGGGUCAACAAACAAGUCAACGCUACAACGCCAAGUAACCAGCAAAUCAUCAGAAUCCAAUAGCCUUUCUAGAGGAAUUUGUUGGAGUCGAUGCAAGUUCUCUCUAUCAACCAUGUCUAAAGUGGAAAAUUAUAUGGAUUCAAAAGAGGGAGAGUCUCAAAGUAGUGAGCAGCAAACCACGGAAAUAAAGACGGAAUUUGUCGAAUCAACGAUCCAUCACCAACACUUCUCCUUGGAUCCAGCCUUAUUAUCACCAUCUGGCUCUCAAACCAUCACUUCCAAUGCACUCUCCAUCAAAGAAGCCACGGUGCGUGACAUCCAACUCGCUUUCAAGCUCAACCAACUCACCUCCAGGCAACUCGUUGAGUUCUACCUCGGUGAGAUUCACCGACUCAACCCGGUUCUCAAAGGAGUCAUAGAGGUGAACCCUGACGCGCUACCCGAAGCGGAUGCGGCUGACCAAGAGCGGAAGGCUAACGCACCUAGGUCACUGUUUGGGUUGCAUGGCAUUCCUAUCCUUCUCAAGGAUAAUAUUGCAACCCAGGAUAAGCUUAACACCACUGCCGGAUCGUUGGCUUUGCUAAAAUCGGUGGUCCCUCGGGACGCCGGCGUGGUCACGAAGCUAAGGAAAGCAGGGGCUAUCAUACUGGGGAAGGCAAGCUUGAGCGAAUGGGCUAAUUUUAGGUCAUUUGGUGCUUAUAAUGGUUGGAGUGCCAGAGGCGGACAAGGAAAGAAUCCUUAUGUUCUGUCAGCAGAUCCAUAUGGCUCGAGCAGCGGAUCAGCAAUAUCAGUAGCAGCAAAUAUGGCGGCCGUGUCCCUGGGAACCGAGACUGAUGGGUCGAUCAUAUGUCCGGCUAGUGCCAAUGCAGUAGUGGGCAUCAAACCCACCGUUGGUCUAACAAGCCGGGCUGGGGUCAUCCCAAUCUCUCCAAGACAGGACACCAUAGGGCCCAUAUGUAGGACGGUAUCAGAUGCUGUUUAUGUCCUUGAUGCCAUUGUAGGCUACGACUCCAACGACACUGCAACAAGAGAAGCAUCAAAAUUUAUCCCGUCUGGCGGCUAUAUGCAAUUUCUCAAGACUGAUGGACUCGAAGGGAAGAGAUUGGGUAUAGUAAGGAAUCCCUUUUUCAUUUUUGACAACGGAUCAGUCCUGCCUCAAGUUUUCGAGCACCAUUUACACACGCUGAGGGAAAGAGGUGCUAUUUUGGUAGACCAUUUAGAAAUAGCCAACAUUGAUGUGAUCUUGAACUCCAGACGUAGUGGGGAAAACACAGCAUUGGUAGCUGAAUUCAAAAUAGCCUUGAAUGCUUACCUAGAAGACUUGGUGGCAUCGCCAGUGCGAUCCUUGGCAGAUGAAAGGAUAAAAAAAUUUGGACAAGGAUACUUUCUAGCAGCUGAAGCCACAAACGGGAUUGGCGAUGCCGAAAAUGCAGCUUUGCUGAAUUUGAAGGGACUAACAGAAGGUGGAUUCGAGAAAGUGAUGAGAGAGAACAAGCUGGACGCAUUGGUGACUCCCUGUGCAAAAGUUGCUUCAGUUCUUGCAAUAGGAGGAUUUCCAGGAAUUAGUGUUCCUGCUGCAUAUGACAACGAUGGGGUGCCAGUGGGCAUCUGUUUUGGAGGAUUGAAGGGUUCGGAGCCUCAACUAAUUGAGAUUGCAUAUAGUUUUGAGCAAGCUACUAAGAUCAGAAAGCCUCCUUCAUUUCAACCUUGAAAUUUCAAAACCUGUACUUGUACGGUUGUACCAUCAAUGAUCUGUUGGUUGUAAACAAUUACUGAGACAUUUUAAAACCUUUACUUGUGUGACAUUUUAUUGUGAACAUGUGUCUUACACUUUAUAAUUUUAAAAUAAAUUUAAUUAUUUUA
Molecule: messenger RNA, 2203 nt
Organism: Cornus florida
Lineage: Eukaryota; Viridiplantae; Streptophyta; Magnoliopsida; Cornales; Cornaceae
Product: probable amidase At4g34880
Exons: 6
Coding region: 453-2051 (532 amino acids)
Source: RefSeq, a predicted model, not a curated record